CAAUAUUUCCAAACCAACCUUACAAAAUCUAAGAUGGCAUCACGAGGACUUCUCGAGCUGCUUGGCAGCGGCCCCGUGGCGACGGCGGCUGGCAUCGCUGCCUCCGUCGGUGUGGUAUUCGGCGUGCAGCGGCUGGUCCCCACCAUGGAUCCCACCUGGUAUAAGUCGCUCAAGAAGCCCAGCUGGACGCCACCGAACUACGUCUUCCCCCUGGUCUGGAUCCCCCUCAAGACCAUGCAGUCGGUCGCGCUGUGGCUGGUGUGCUCCAAGGCCAAGAGCGUGUCGUCUCUAGCUCUGCCGCUGGCGGCCUUCGGCAUCCACAUGUUCCUAGGCAACUGGUGGAACGUGGUGUUCUUCGGGCGGCGCCAGCUGGAGGGGAGUCUGCCCUGGAUGUACGCCUUCUGGGGCUCGAUUGCGGCCUCGGCGGCGGCCUUCUACCCCAUCAGCCCUGUUGCCGCCUACCUGAUGCUGCCCACCCAGGUCUGGGUCACGAUUGCCACCAAGCUCAACUGGGACAUAGUACAGAUCAACAAGGGCAAGUAACCAAGCAUAGUGUCGCCCAGGGACCCGAGGUUGCGGGCCGCAGAACAGGCCCCACCGUUGCGGGCCGCGAUAGCAGCGAAUCCGGACGGCGGACGCCAUACCGUAGUGCAGACGAACUGCGACACCUGCAAGACGGUGUCUGUAGUAAUGAGGCUGUAAGUUGCGCUGCGCGUGUGUACAUGAGGAGCAUGCGCACAAUAUGCUGCAGCGUCGUUUGCCAUUUACGGGAUGGCUUCGGGCAUGUGCGUGCAGGUGCAGGGUGCGUAGCAUACGAGCAGUGCGGUGGGGUGGGCGUUGAGUGCUCUGGGAUGGGGGCGCGGGGAGGGACUGGUGCUGGGUUGCUGCUGCUGCGUUGGUGCAGGACGCGGUUUAGAGGCGGGAACAAUUACGGUAACAUUCAGCGGCAGGAUUAAUAGCAAUGCUUGACGACUCCAUUGGAAUGUAGGAUGCCUUGUGUUGCUCUGUAUCCAGCUCUAUCAGCGCAGUCCUUGGCGCAGUCUAUAAAUGUGCGUAGUCUGUGCCGUGACCUU
Messenger RNA from Chlamydomonas reinhardtii, 1073 nucleotides. RefSeq lists its product as uncharacterized. The transcript has 8 exons. The record is from RefSeq and is a predicted model, not a curated record. The coding region runs from base 34 to 543 and encodes 169 amino acids. Gene Ontology annotation, cellular component: membrane. Lineage: Eukaryota; Viridiplantae; Chlorophyta; Chlorophyceae; Chlamydomonadales; Chlamydomonadaceae.